Vollenhovia emeryi is the source of this 480-nucleotide messenger RNA. Its product is annotated as extensin-like. NCBI's taxonomy places the organism in Eukaryota, Metazoa, Arthropoda, Insecta, Hymenoptera, Formicidae. The transcript has a single exon. The record is from RefSeq and is a predicted model, not a curated record. Bases 1 to 480 code for a protein of 159 amino acids.
AUGGGCAGAUCGCGCCGAGCUGGACGCAAGGUCCAGCUCAGACGCUUAGCACGAGCAUACGCGACCCCUGGGGUCUUUGACCCCAGGAUCUUUGACCAGCCGUUCGAGCCCCGGCAACCCUCGCUCCCGUGUCAUCCUCCUCCUCCUCCCUUGAACCCUCCGGUUGCCCCCGGGCACCCUCACCCCCCACCACCGUACAGGCCUCCGGACCCGUGCCUGACCAGGACGUGGGCUCCGCGCCCUCCCAUUACCCCAGCGCCUAGGCCUCCAACGGCCAGCCUGGGCAGCGCCCCUCCUGCACCACGAACGGACGCAACGAAGAGGCCACAGCUGAACCUAAGGGCCCUGCAGCCGCGCCAGGCCCCUCCCAAAACGCGUCCCUGCGUGGUGAGGAUAGAGGCCCUGCAUCAGAAGGUCCGGAUCGUCCGACGGCCCAGGAACCCUCGGCGAGAAAGCAAGGAUAUGCCCUCACUGGGCUAA